Molecule: messenger RNA, 351 nt
Organism: Thlaspi arvense
Lineage: Eukaryota; Viridiplantae; Streptophyta; Magnoliopsida; Brassicales; Brassicaceae
Source: the annotation of a GenBank genome assembly
AUGAACUCCAAAACUUUCCUCAUCUUCUUCUUAUCUUCUCUUAUGAUCAUCACAAACAUCGUCUUAGCGCAAGACCGAGCUCCUCACGGUUUGGCUUAUGAGACCCCCGUGGCGUUUUCACCUUCUGCUUUUGACUUCUUUCACGCGCAACCAAAAAAUCUGGAUACCACUUUAGACCCUUGCGCUGAGUCGAACUGCUCACCUCUCCCUGUGGCUGCAAAGGUUCAAGGAGCUUCUGCAAAAGCACAGCAAAGCGAGAUAGCAACAAUGUCGAUUGGUUCGAGAAGCAGAGUAGGAGCUGGUUGUGUCGUUGGGAUCAUCUUUGGGCUUGUGUUUGCUGUGCUGAUGUGA